Molecule: messenger RNA, 1550 nt
Organism: Nicotiana tabacum (common tobacco)
Lineage: Eukaryota; Viridiplantae; Streptophyta; Magnoliopsida; Solanales; Solanaceae
Source: RefSeq, a predicted model, not a curated record
GUAGCAAUUGCCAGAGGAUUGAAUGGAAUAGGACUUGCAAUAGUCAUACCAGCCAUCCAAUCUCUUGUUGCUGAUUCAACUGAUGAUGGCAACCGCGGUACAGCUUUUGGAUGGUUAGCACUAACAUCAAAUUUUGGCUCAAUUCUUGGUGGGAUUUUGGCUGUGCUAAUAGCAGAAACAUCAUUCAUGGGAAUCCCAGGUUGGAAAAUCUCCUUCCAUCUGGUUGGUUUUAUAAGUGUAAUCGUUGGUUUUUUAGUCCGUCUCUUUGCCAAUGAUCCGCGAUUCCUUGACAAAGAUGUCAAUGCAAAAGAUCAACUUGCACUGAAACCAUUUCAAGAAGAAGUCAUUGAACUGCUAAAAGAAGCGAAAGCAGUAAUCAAAAUACCUUCCUUCCAAAUAAUUAUUGCACAAGGGGUUUCCGGGACAUUCUCUUGGUCAUCGUUGUCGUUUGUUACUAUGUGGUUAGAGCUUAUAGGCUUUUCCCAUAAGACAACAGCUCUACUCUGGACUUUGUUUCAAGUUUCCUUGUCGCUUGGCGCGUUGUUUGGGGGGCGCAUGGGGGAUGUAUUGGCCAACCACUUUCCAAAUUCUGGUAGAAUUCUUCUAGCUCAGAUUAGCUCUGGCUCAGGAAUUCCUUUAGCUGCAAUUCUACUGUUGCUAUUGCCUAAUGAUCCUAAAACAGCUUUGUUGCAUGGUUUAGUCUUGAUCAUCAUGGGAUUAAUCAUAUCAUGGUGUGGUUCAGCAACAAACAAUCCAAUAUUUGCUGAGAUAGUCCCUGAGAGAGCUCGGACAAGCAUUUACGCUCUGGAUCGAUCUUUUGAGACAAUAAUAGCAUCCUUUGCUCCUCUGGUGGUUGGUACUUUAGCUCAACAAGUUUUUGGUUAUAAACCAAUUCCAAAAGGAUCAACAGACUCUCAAGAAAUUGAAACAGAGAGACAAAAUGCUGCCUCACUUGCCAAGGCACUCUACUCAGCAAUAGGCAUUCCAUCGGCCAUUUGUUGCUUCAUAUAUUCCUUCCUCUAUUGCACAUAUCAACAAGAUAGGAAUCGUGCCCGGUUGCAACAGAUUGAUGAAACAAGCAAUUUUCCAUCUGAAGAACAACAAGCCUUAUUACUUGAGAGCGAUGAGCAUAGACCUCUUUCAGCAAUUUGUUGAAAUCCUCGGACAAAAUUUUAGACUGUCUGUACAUAGAAUCCAACAAACAGAAAUUCACUUCUCGCUGUGUUGUUUGUAUAAAAAGGACAGCCCGGUGCACGAAGCAUCCCAUAUUCAUGCAGGAUCCGAGGAAGGGUCGCACCCCUACAGGUGUGAUGUAGACAACCUACCCUAAUAAAAGUAUUAGUGGCUGCUUCCAUGGCUCGAACGUGUAACAUAUAAGUCACACGGAGACAACUGUACCGUUGCAAAAAAUUUCUAAGGUGUAUUUAUUUAUUAUUUUCAAAUGGAGUUUGUAAAGAUUAUAUCAGUUUGUAAUAUAUUAUAGUAGUAACUGGUGCAAAAAAUUCUAGUUCACGGUGUAAAUUUAUCUUAAGCUAGUUGUUUGUACCAAG